CCUGGUACAACCUCCUCAUAUAAAACCAAAGGGUGACGAGUCAGAAGUCGUCAGAGAACAGGAACCCAAUGAUUCCCAUAUGUCCAGUAGUCUCCUUCACCUAUGUGCCCAGCCGGCUAGGUGAAGAUGCCAAAAUGGCUACCGGCAACUAUUUUGGAUUUACCCAUGGUGCUGCUGCGCAGUACAGUCAGCAGCCAGGCGCGGGGGUGUCUUACACCCACCCCACCACCGUGGCCAGCUACACUGUGCACCAAGCACCAGUGGCGGCCCAUCAGGUGGCGGCAGCCUAUGCCCCCACGGCCGCCACAGUUGCCGUAGCCAGACCGGCGCAGGUUGGUGUGGCAGCUGCUGCUUCGGCGGCAGCGUAUGGAGGGUAUCAGCCGGCUCACGCGGCCACUGACUACGCGUACGCUGCCCAGCGGCAGGCCGAGGUCCCCCCGCCCCCUCCCCCGGUCACGUCCCAGAACUAUCAGGACUCGUACUCGUAUGUGCGGUCCACAGCUCCCACGAUGGCCUACGACUGCAAACAGUACUACCAGCAGCCUGUAGCCACAGCUGCGGUGGCAGCCGCCACCGCCCAGCCACAGCCCAGCGUGGCAGAGUCCUACUACCAGACAGCUCCUAAAACAGGUUAUACCCAGGGUGUCACCCCCUACACCCAGAGCCAGCAGACGCGCCAAGUCACGGCCAUCAAGCCGGCCACCCCCAGCCCCGCCACCUCCACCUUCUCACUCUACCCGGUGUCCUCCGCGGUGCAGCCAGCCGCCGGUUCUGUGGUCCCGUCCUACUCCCAGAGUCCCACUUACAGUACAAAUGCUGUCACCUAUUCAGGUACGUCAUACUCGGGCUACGAGGCCGCUGUCUACUCUGCUGCCUCUUCCUACUACCAGCAGCAGCAGCAACAACAACAGCAGAAGCAGGCGGUGGCGGCUGCCGCAGCCACGGCCGCCUGGACAGGCAGCACCUUCACCAAAAAGAUGCCCUUCCAGAACAAGCAGCUGAAGCCCAAGCAGCCGCCCAAGCCGCCCCAGAUCCACUACUGCGACGUCUGCAAAAUCAGCUGCGCAGGCCCACAGACUUAUAAGGAGCAUCUCGAGGGCCAGAAGCACAAGAAGAAAGAGGCGGCGCUGAAGGUCUCUCAGAGCAGCAGCAACAGUGGGGCAGGCGGCUCUGGUACCUCAGCUCGCGGUACACAGAAUCAGCUGCGCUGCGAGCUCUGCGACGUGUCCUGCACAGGCGCCGACGCAUACGCUGCUCACAUCCGCGGUGCCAAGCACCAGAAGGUACCGCAGCACCGUCUGCCACUCUACCCUCAAACCCCACCUUUGCCAGGUUGGGUGACGUCAAUUGUGCAGUGGAGAAACUGUAGUGGACGCUGUGUCUACUACACUGAGCUGGAGGACAACGAGGCGUGA
Molecule: messenger RNA, 1415 nt
Organism: Clupea harengus (Atlantic herring)
Lineage: Eukaryota; Metazoa; Chordata; Actinopteri; Clupeiformes; Clupeidae
Gene: zfr
Product: zinc finger RNA binding protein
Exons: 8
Coding region: 69-1415 (448 amino acids)
Cellular component (GO): precatalytic spliceosome
Molecular function (GO): zinc ion binding; double-stranded RNA binding; single-stranded RNA binding
Source: RefSeq, a predicted model, not a curated record